Molecule: messenger RNA, 2316 nt
Organism: Microthlaspi erraticum
Lineage: Eukaryota; Viridiplantae; Streptophyta; Magnoliopsida; Brassicales; Brassicaceae
Source: the annotation of a GenBank genome assembly
AUGGGUCGGAGAAAAAACACGGGAGCCGUAAGAGAAUUUCUCAACCAUCUAGUAGCUGAGAGACAUUCGCUGUUGCUGCUUGUUCCUUUGGUCUUAGCUUUCUUGGCAAUCGAGAGAUGGGUCUUCGGUUACUCCUUUUGGGUUCCUCUCGUUGUCGCUGUUUGGGCUUCUCUUCAGUAUGGAAGUUACCAAAGGGCAAUACAUGCAGAAGUUCUAACUAGGAAGUGGAAGCAAAACGUAUUUAAUGCGUCGACGACAACUCCAUUAGAACACUGCCAAUGGUUGAACAAGUUACUGUCUGAAAUUUGGCUAAACUACCUGAACAAGAAACUCUCUCUCACAUUUGCUUCUAUGGUAGAGAAACAAUUGAAGCAACGAAGAUCAGGACUAAUAGAAAAUAUACAACUGUUGGAGUUUUCUCUUGGCUCAUCCCCUCCUUUGCUCGGACUUCAUGGAACUUGUUGGUCGCAAUCAGGGGAACAGAAAAUCAUGCGAUUAGAUUUCAAUUGGGAUACAACGGAUCUAAGUAUCUUGUUGCAAGCCAAGUUGUCCAAACCGUUUAACCGAACAGCACGAAUCGUUGUCAACAGUGUUUGCAUCAAAGGCGAUCUUCUAAUCAGACCGAUUCUUGAAGGAAGAGCAAUGCUCUAUUCCUUCGUAUCGAACCCUGAAGUUAGGAUCGGAGUUGCUUUCGGUGGUGGCCAGUCUCUUCCCGCUACACAGAUUCCCGGCGUCUCCACUGGGCUGGUAAAAAUCCUAACGGAAACAUUGAACAAGACGAUGGUGGAGCCACGCCGGGGAUGUUUCUCGUUACCGGCUACUGAUUUUAACAAAGAAGCCGUCGGAGGAAUCAUCGACGUAACUGUAGUCUCCGGUAGUAAUCUUCACCGCAGCGAUCUUAGUGGAAGCCCCCCGAGAAGUUCCGACGUUGGAGACAGCAGCAGCAACAAAGACAAACCUGUUCAGACAUAUGUAGAGGUCGAACUCGAACAGAUGUCUCGAAAAACAGAGAUGAGAUCAGGACCGGAUCCUGCUUGUCAUUCCACGUUUAAUAUGAUCUUACAAGAGAGCGCAGGGUCACUUAAAUUCAAUCUCUAUGAGAAUAAUCCUGGAAGUGUCUUAUUCAAUAACCUCGCUAGCUGCGAAGUUAAGAUGAAAUACGUAAAUGAUGAUUCGACGAUGUUUUGGGCCUUGGGAUCUGACAACGGUGUGAUUGCGAGACACGCCGAGUUCUGUGGUCAAGAAAUCGAGAUGGUUGUUCCCUUUGAAGGAGUUAGCUCCGGCGAGUUAACCGUCAAGCUGCUUUUGAAAGAAUGGCAUUUCUCCGACGGGUCACAUAGCUUGAACAGUGGCCACUCGAGUUCUCUACAGUCGCUCGAUGCCUCAUCAUCCAGCUUACUCUCGAAAACCGGCCGGAAAAUAAUCGUCACGGUGUUAGCCGGGAAGAAUCUUGUCUCGGACGAGGCCGGGAAAUGCGACGCCUCUGUCAAGUUACAGUAUGGAAAAACUAUACAGAAGACGGUGAACGCUCUAGAGUGUGUGUGGAACCAGAAGUUUGAGUUUGAGGAGUUGGCAGGAGAAGAAUAUCUGAAGGUGAAAUGCUACAGAAAAGAGAUGCUUGGCACUGAAAACAUCGGUACAGCUACGCUGGGUCUACAAGAAAUCAAUAACAGCCAAAAGCAUAUUUGGGUUCCUCUUGAAGAUGUUAGUUCUGGAGAAAUCGAGCUUUUGAUUGAAGCUGUUAGUCCCGAGUACAACGAAGCGGAUUCUGGUAUAGGCUUUAUUGAAUUGGUUCUUGUUGAAGCGCGGGAUCUCCCCCCUGCGGAUUCAGGAGAAACCAGUGAUCCUUAUGUUAGAGUGCGAUUUGGAAAGAAGAUACAGAGAACAGAUGUGAUUUUUAAAACAUUGCAUCCGAGAUGGAACCAGACAAUGGAGUUUCCAUAUGAUGGGAGCUCCUUGGAGCUGCAUGUCAAAGACCAUAACACUGUGUUUCCUUCUUCAAGUAUCGGUAGCUGCCUCGUGGAGUACCAAUGGUUAAAGCCGAACGAGACUGCAGAAAAGUGGAUACCUCUCCAAGGAGUGAAAUGUGGCGAGAUUCGUGUCAGAGUGACGAGAAAAGUCACGGAGAUGCCGAGACGCGUCAGCGCGGACUCUGAUUCACUGCUUAACAAGACUCUGUUGGCGGGUAAGCAGAUAAAGCAGGAGGUGAUGAAAAAGCUUCCGGAUUUGAUUUACGACGAAGAUAUUGGUGAAGGUAUUGGGGAAGCUUUCGGAGAGUUUGAGAGUUCGGAACUCGUCCCCGGGUUCGGAAUGUAG